ACCCUGAAUCCCGCACAUACUCGUAGUUGUAUGUAUCGGUUUAUUUGUAUAUAAAUCCUCUAAACGAACCUUAUCAUUAUUGUUUACUCUGUUUCUCUCUCUCUCUCUCUCUACUUUUCUAUAUCUUGCCUUCUUUUCCUCACAAUUUGAAACGUUUUUCAUUCCACAGCAGAAUUAAUCUCCAGAAAACUAUGGGUUCUUCAUCGGGUUUUAAGGUGUUGAUUCUCUUGGCACUCUUGGCCACCUCAUGCAUGGCACAAGCACCAGCAGGCGCGCCGAGGGUCUCACCCACCGCCACCCCGACACCAGCACCCGCGGUGGGGACGCCAGCUCCGUCGUCUCCUUCUCCGUCUCCGGCUCCGGCCCCAGUUCAAACUCCAACUCCAACUCCAAUUCCAUCACCUGCCCCCGGAACCGAAACUGAAACCCCAUCUCCUGCACCAGGAGUAAGUGCACCAUCUGCACCCACCCCUGGCCCUGGGGCUCCCACAACAGGCCCAACUGCUGAUCAGACGCCAUCUGAUGGUUCAAAUGACGGGUGGGUCAACAGGGCGGCGAUUGGCAGCACGGCCUUUGCUGCAACGCUUGUGGCGGUGGCGUUGAUGUAGGUUUUCAACGUGGAAGCUUAUGUUGAUAUAGGUGUGACAUUUGGACGGCUGAGAUUUAUUUGUCCCUUUGUUUGAUUUAGUUGUAAUCUUAGUUUAAUAUUUAUUUCUUUUUUUUAUAUUAUAUUUUAUUUGUAUGAAUAUUUGUGAGGGGAGUCACAUGUGUAUGAAAUAAAUGAAUAAAAGUGCAUUUCUGAUUCAACUUGAUUAA
Olea europaea var. sylvestris is the source of this 816-nucleotide messenger RNA. Its product is annotated as classical arabinogalactan protein 4-like. NCBI's taxonomy places the organism in Eukaryota, Viridiplantae, Streptophyta, Magnoliopsida, Lamiales, Oleaceae. The transcript has a single exon. The coding region runs from base 192 to 608 and encodes 138 amino acids. The record is from RefSeq and is a predicted model, not a curated record.